AGCGUCGUGCUCGAACCAGUGAUCGAAUUCGACGGAGCAUUUUGACAUCACGACACACAGCAUCGGAAGAAAAUUAUACAGAGUGAAUAAAAACGGAGAAAACAAAUUUAUUUUUAAAAAUUAUUUCGCCUAUUGAAUUAUAAACACACUUUUGAGCCAGAGGAGUAAACUGUAACUUGGACUAAGCACGGCACAUCAUCGAACGUGUCAGAAUAGUGCGUGAAAUAAACCGAUUCGUUCGUAAAUAAAUACGCGUCGUUUUGGGUGAGAAAUCGCGAAGAAAAACCGACUAGGCGCAACAGCAGUGCUCUUAAUCGAAACAUUUCCUUCCGUGUGAUGAUUAUGCACAUUAUUACAAUAAGUUGACGUUGUUGAUAUUGUGCACAUUUAAAAAUGGUUGUGUAUUAAUAGGUUUGGCGUAAGUUUGGACAUUGAUACUACAUAAUCGAGUGUAGAGAAAAACAUUGCACGGGUACGUGCUAUUGAUAAAGUUGACGGAUACAGGUUUAUAUAUGGUGGAUACAGCUUACCGCGUGUAUUGAAAUCCGUGCUACAUUUACAGUUUUUAAGCAAUCUCUCAUUUGAUGUUUGUGGUCUAACCAUUGCAGAAUAUGGAGGAUUUAAGAGACAUCGAGGACGAGUCCUAUGCUGACUCGCAGGACAUGGUGGAAUAUACAUCAGAGGAACAGGAGGACGAGCAGGAAGAGGUGGAACAUGGUACUAUGGAUGUUGAUUUAGAAGAUUUAGUAGAAGAAACUAAUCACCCCGAAGUGUCCACUGAUGAGGAAUACGAAAAUUACGAAGAUGAUGAAAAACCAAGCCGGACUCUAUUGCCCGAUAACAGCAAUACAGUGCAAACAUUUCAACAUGUGGUAUCGCUUUCGGGGCUUCAAAAAGUCGGCAACAACUCUGGGAUAGAACGAUCUACCUCCAAAGUAAUGAUGGUACCACAAUCAUCUACUGCAACGACUGCGCCAAUGAAAUUACUGAACGCUGCACGGCCCUCCCUACCUUCAACGGCGGCAACUACAUCCUAUCGGUUGUUGAAUUCGGACGGUACGAUGAUCGUGAACGUGUCUAACAAAUCAGGACCGACGAAGAAAGUAAUCUCUGUCUCUAGUCCUGUGGCAAAUCCGCCAAAUCAAACUAACAGAGUGGUGCUGAAUACAAAUGCACGAGUGAUGCAUAUUCAGCCUCAAAACAUGUCCGCAUCGACAGGAGCGGGAUUGAAAACGAUGACUGUUGGAAAAACAAUCACAAUGAAAACGAUUGCUGGUGGUGCCAUAAAAAUGGCAUCGCAAACAACGCCAUUAACAUCAGGAACAGUGGUACGUGUGGCAAAACCGGCUGUAGCUCAACCAGGUGCACUGGCAGGAACGUCGAGUGUAACGAAGCAAAAUGUUACCAUUGGAGGAACCGACGUACAGAAAGUUAUUCUUAAGCCAGGUGUUGGAAAUACGGCGACGAAAAAAAUAAUCGCUCCGUCAAGUGGAUUACACGCGGUCACCUUACCCGGUGGCAAAGGGGUACAAUAUGUACGAUUGUUAAAUCAGAGACCAACGACUAGCGGUGGCACAGUACAGAAAAUUGUAUUGAAAUCACCAAGCAAAAUACACAACAGCGCUUCCAGCUCUGUCGCUGCUACCACAGGCACUGCAGUUUCCUCAACAGGAAUCAGUGGCACCAUUCAAACCGGUUCACCUAAAAUUAUAAUGCAAAAUAAUAGAACGUUCGUUGUGCGGAAUGGUGCUGGAAAUUUAGCGGCGAUGCCAACGACGUCAAGUCUCGGUAAACCAUCAGUGCUAUCAACAAACAGGAAAAUUAUCCUAAACUCCGACAGCAAUAGUGGAACAGCACGCAUUGUGCUAUCGAAGGAAGAUAGUAAACACAUGGACAGCAAGGAUAAUCUUCAACUUGUCUCUCAGAAGCCACUAGCAGUGUCAAACGGUGGUGCUGCGCCUGAAAAGGUCGUUGUAAAAGCGGAUGUGCGCAAACAAGAUCAAUAUGUUAUCGAAACUGUCAAAGCAAAUUCGAAUAAUUCUGGGAGCUCGAGCGGUAGUAACAUAAAGGGAGCAGAUACUUCCAAGGAUUCACCGAGGGCACCAACGACUACUGUGUAUGGAUUUCCCGACGAAGCAUAUAAAAAGCGUCCAUGCAACUGCACAAAGUCGCAGUGCUUAAAACUUUAUUGCGAUUGUUUUGCCAAUGGCGAGUAUUGCUACAACUGUAACUGCAAAGAUUGCUUCAACACGUUUGAUCAUGACAACGAGCGACAGAAAGCAAUUCGUUCAACUCUGGAGCGCAAUCCAAAUGCCUUUAAGCCAAAGAUUGGUUCAAUCGGCUCGACAGACGAUGGUACAAGGCUACACACAAAGGGGUGCAAUUGUAAGCGGUCUGGAUGCUUAAAAAAUUACUGCGAGUGUUACGAGGGUAAAAUUGCUUGCUCUAGCAAUUGUAAAUGUGUUGGAUGCCGCAACACCGACCAAUUUACUUUGGAUUAUGACUACUACUCCUCAAAUGAUGCAUCGAGAAAAUCAAUUGAUGAUGGACACAGACAUGUUUCUUUGAUCGUACCUGACAAAAUUGAUUCUGAUACAGGAGUAGCACAUUCUAGCAUGAACUCCGUUGGACUGAAACGGUCAUCAUCCAUUCUGGAUGCAGAUUUGUCCCAAUUACCGCCGGCUAAGCAACCUCACAAUUUUAUGACGAUGGACGUGAUAGAAGCUACUGUCCAGUGCAUGGUAGCCCAAGCAGACGAAUGCUUGAAACGUGGCUGCAGUAUGCGUACCUCAGAACUAAUGAUUUUGGAAGAAUAUGGUCGCUGUUUAUUAGAGAUUAAGGAAUUUGCUUUCAACACGGAAAACUAAUCGUAUUCCAUCGUAAUACAAAAAUACUGUUUGAGUUUCCUAGAUUUUUUUAUCUUAUUUCAAAUACACAUUUUCUUAUAUUAAAUUAUGAUGAUAAAAUAAACUCAUUUAAUACGUCCCAUAAACAAUAUUAAUAAAAAUAACAAAACUAAAAGCCACCAUCAACAGCGUAUAUGUGUUGCCCGUUCUAUUUUUUCUAUCUACGAUUUUGAAUCGUGCCGGAAAAGAAAACAUGGAAACAACACGCUAGUGGCUCUCAGUGUAAAAUAGUAGUUUACAAAUUGAAGUAGUUUAGACAAAAAAAAAUAUCCUUCAACAGUGAAUGUGCGAUAGUGCCAUUGUCGUGCGAGUUGUAGGAACGUUCAUGCAGCGGUACCUAGGUUAAACUAAUAAGCAAAGGGAGAAACAUUUGAUUAGUCUUUAAUUGAAACAAAACCAUAUUAGAGUUUAGCUUAAAGUAAAUUUGAGUUGUAAAGAUCGCUUUGCAUGCUUGCGUAUGUGAAAUUAUAGUAAAUAAAAUUAUGUGUAACACAAAAUA
Molecule: messenger RNA, 3405 nt
Organism: Anopheles gambiae (African malaria mosquito)
Lineage: Eukaryota; Metazoa; Arthropoda; Insecta; Diptera; Culicidae
Product: protein lin-54 homolog
Exons: 5
Coding region: 612-2867 (751 amino acids)
Biological process (GO): regulation of DNA-templated transcription
Cellular component (GO): nucleus
Source: RefSeq, a predicted model, not a curated record